AUGGAGUUGAGAAGGAUUCCAGAUUCCAGAUCAAAUAAUAACCGAACAUCUUUUUUAAUAAAAGAUAUUUUAUUUCGUCAUCAGAAGCCAUCUUUAACUCAGGUAUCUGGAUUAUCAAUACCGGAAGGUUAUCACGGAACAUUAUUACCACCUGGUAAUUCACAUUUGCAUCAUCCUCCUGCUGUACAUCAUUACCUUCACGAGCCUGAACCUUUUUUUUUAUCAACACCUGGUUUACCGUUCGGUACUUUAUUUACCGGUUUAGAUUUAACGGGUAAACAUUGUCGUCGAAGAAAAGCUCGAACGGUUUUUUCCGAUCAUCAAUUAACAGGUUUAGAAAAAAGAUUUGAAGCCCAAAGAUAUUUAUCGACACCGGAAAGAGUUGAAUUAGCAAAUGCAUUAAAUUUAUCCGAAACUCAAGUGAAAACAUGGUUUCAAAACAGAAGAAUGAAGUACAAAAAACAAUUAAGAAAAAUAAAUCACGAUAAGAAUAGGCAGACGGUAGCAGACGACAGCACGGGUAAGAAAAUAAGAAAGAAGAAAGUCGUCCACAAAUUACAACAAGACGAAAGAAAAUUUUCAAUUAAUUACAACAAAAAAAAGAAAACUUUUUAUAUUGAGAAAAUUUACUUUGAUGUGACAAAAGUGAAAAAUGUUCCGGUGGAUUUUUCCAGAACGUCAAACGGUUCAAUUUCUUCAAACGACUGCAAAAUAAAUAUUUAUAAUAAUAAUUACGAUGGUAUACCAUCAACGGAUAAAUACGUUAAUAAUGGCAUCGUUCAAAAAUAUUUCGAUUCGAAAGAAAAUGAAUAUAAAUUAUUAGAAAAAUGUAAAUAUCGCGUAUCACGUGGGAAUAAUGAUGAUAAUAAUGAUGAUGAUGAACAACUUAUACAUAUUAAUAAUAGUGAUAAAGAAAAAAAAAGAAAUUCGUUAAUUAAUAAUAAUAAUAAUAAUGAUGGUAUGAAUGGUUGUAAUAGUGAUAGUGAUGAUAGCGAUGAUGAAAUUGAUAUUGUCGGAACUCAGUGUUAG
Molecule: messenger RNA, 1029 nt
Organism: Pediculus humanus corporis (human body louse)
Lineage: Eukaryota; Metazoa; Arthropoda; Insecta; Psocodea; Pediculidae
Product: brain-specific homeobox protein, putative
Exons: 7
Coding region: 1-1029 (342 amino acids)
Biological process (GO): regulation of DNA-templated transcription
Molecular function (GO): DNA binding; DNA-binding transcription factor activity, RNA polymerase II-specific
Source: RefSeq, a predicted model, not a curated record